Molecule: messenger RNA, 834 nt
Organism: Batrachochytrium dendrobatidis JAM81
Lineage: Eukaryota; Fungi; Chytridiomycota; Chytridiomycetes; Rhizophydiales
Exons: 5
Coding region: 1-834 (277 amino acids)
Cellular component (GO): kinetochore
Molecular function (GO): nucleic acid binding
Source: RefSeq, a predicted model, not a curated record
AUGAGUGAUAAAGGCUGUGAUUUGGAUGAAGACGACUAUAUGUCAGAAGCAUUUUUAAAAUCGCUUCAAGAACCAUCUGGAUCUAAAAAAAGAAGUCUAGACUCUUCUGCUCUGACAUAUUCUGAGCGACGAAGGGAAGCGCUUGCUCGACAAAAAACUAAAGGAUAUAAUAUGCCUGUCAAGGAGCAAGCACAACAACAGUUUGAGCUAGGUCUGCAAACUCAUAUUCCAGAAUCCAAUGUCGGCUACAAGAUGCUUCUUAAAAUGGGAUACCAAAAGGGAGAAUCUCUGGGUACAUCAGAAAAUGGACUAGUUGAGCCCAUCCAAGUAGCAAUCAAAGCAAAUAAAUCCGGUUUAGGAACCGAAGAUGAAGUAGCAACAAAACGAAAACGAACAGAUGCGGAAGCAUUGCAGAUAGAUCAGGAGCAAACCCACGCACGAAACUCGUUUAGGAGCAAAAUGAAUGAGCAGUUUGAUUUAAAACGGAUUGAAUCUGAUUUGAAAAAGGCUCGCAUGAGUGUCAUGACAAUGGAUGAACGUGCCAAAGUACCAUAUCAUGCGUAUUGGCCUGUGCAAAAGGAGACAUGUGUAGAGUUGAAGGAUGAAGAGUUUGAUCGUGUCUUGACUGAUCCUGAUCAACCCAAUCUCUGCGAUGUUGAAACCCCAGAAUCCAUUUUCGAUGGUCUCGAUAUCCACGAACGGUUACGACUUGUUAACGAGUAUCUACGAACGCAGUAUUACUAUUGUCUGUGGUGCGGGUCAGUGUAUGCAGACUAUGAUGAUUUAAUAGCACAAUGCCCGGGUGAUACAUUUCAAUGUCACGAAAAUGAAUAG